Racocetra fulgida is the source of this 457-nucleotide messenger RNA. NCBI's taxonomy places the organism in Eukaryota, Fungi, Glomeromycota, Glomeromycetes, Diversisporales, Gigasporaceae. The record is from the annotation of a GenBank genome assembly.
AUGGAAUAUACUCCAGAAUUUGAUGCUGUCGACUACGCUGAUGAUCAAGAAGCAUGUUUAGAAGAAUUGUUCAAUCACUUUGAUCAGUUUGUAGAACAACUUCAAGAUAACAAUAAUAUUGAUACUGACAAAUUACCAGCUAGUGCAGUUUUGAUUAAACGUGACAAAAACCCUCUCCGUGGUAAACCCGUUGAAGGAAUCGAAUACAGUGUUUUGAUAAACACCGAUUUUCAUAAAUGGAUACAGAAAUUUGGAAAAUCAACAGGGGCAACCUAUGUAAGGCAUAUUAUUGAGCGAAAUCAAGGAAAUGUAAUUUUACGAGUCACAUAUAAAUGUCACCAUACUGGAACCUAUCAAAGUACAGCUGUCAUUGAGGAUGUUCGUAGGUCAGAAAGAGCUUUUGAGGCAGGUAAUUGGAUAAGUGACAAUCAAAAUAUGAAAUUUCAAACAAAUGAAA